UAACAAACGUGCUGAGUCUCAUAUAGUUGCUGCUAACCCGUAACGCAUUACUCUUAGAUAUUAAAACUCAACACUCUUGUCCCACACAAAUCCUCUGAAAGAACAUGGAAGUUCCCUUUAAUAAGUACUCUUAACUAUAUAUAUACUUAACUUGAUCACACUUUUGCUUGAUUAAUAGAAUGGAAGAUGGUAAGAGAAUGGGCGGUAUAACAUCAGAAUAUAGAGGUGUUAGAAAGAGGAAAUGGGGUAAAUGGGUGUCCGAAAUCCGUGAGCCAGGAAAGAAAACGAGGAUAUGGCUAGGGAGUUUUGAGACAGCAGAGAUGGCGGCGGCUGCAUAUGAUUCAGCUGCAUUUCACCUCAGGGGACAUGCAGCUAAGUUAAAUUUCCCAGAGUUGAUUGGACAUUUCCCUAAACCAGCAAGUUCUUCCCCUGAAGAUAUACGUUUGGCUGCACAACAGGCUGCAAUUACAGUUCAAAACACAAAUAUCAUGGCCUCUACUAGUCAUGGCCAUGAAGCACCAGUUACAGUAGGACUAUCUCCAACUCAAAUUCAAGCUAUUAAUGACUUUCCUAUGGAUUCACCAAAUAUGUGGACUACUCAUGAAGACAUAAACUUUACUUAUGAAAUGAGUGAUUACCAAGAAAUGGAUGAUUGUCUUUGGGAUUACUCAUCAACUAACUCAUUUUAGAGACCUAAUUUUAAAGGUUCACUAUUCUAUUUUACAAACAUAUAUUUAAUUAGAGUGUGUCAUGUUUGUACUAAUUAACUUCCAUAUAUGGUGUGCCAUUUUAUUAUUUAAGGUUGUUCAGGAGCAUCAAAAUGAGUUGGUUUUUUGACAUCUCGUUUUGUGUGUUGCUCUUAUAAUAUUGUAAUGUAAUGUAAUGCGUGAAUAAAACUUAUUCAAAUGUGCUCUACUGCAUAAUCGAAUAUAAUACUCCCUUUUAAUUUGUUUA
Molecule: messenger RNA, 954 nt
Organism: Solanum tuberosum (potato)
Lineage: Eukaryota; Viridiplantae; Streptophyta; Magnoliopsida; Solanales; Solanaceae
Product: ethylene-responsive transcription factor ERF022-like
Exons: 1
Coding region: 180-689 (169 amino acids)
Biological process (GO): regulation of DNA-templated transcription
Molecular function (GO): DNA binding; DNA-binding transcription factor activity
Source: RefSeq, a predicted model, not a curated record